AUGAGUCCAAGCAAUGAGUUCCACUGGAAAGGCAGCAUUUCAAACCCUGAGUUGACAGCAGGGUACUCCCUGCUUACUCCUGUACUCCCCUCUUACUCCCAUCCCUCGGCAGCAUCCAUCCAGGGGAGCCCACUCCUUUGUGCUUCUGGCCCAGGCAUGUCCAGUUGGCCUCUUGAGAACAGAACAGUAUUCUGUGUGUUCCUGGGCCACAUACAGAAGGGCUUUUCACCUUUCUCUCAUCACGAGCUUUCCUCUGGAGAUACGGAUCUACUGCAGUUCCUCAAGAACGAACGAGGACUGAUCUGUCUUCACUUACAUUUGCUGCAAGGCCAACCAUCAGGAUCUGAUGUUCUGUUCCCUUUCACUCAGCAACACAUCCAAAUGCAGUUCAAGAAAUGGAGCAAAAGAAAUUUUCAAGAGCCAGUAUUUUGCUUAAAAAUGAGAUAUGACUCUGAAACAUUCUUCACCUUCUAUGCACAGGUGAUUACGCUGAAAUUGUUACCUGAGCAUUUGUGUCUGGGUCAAUCAACAACUAUAUUGUGA
Molecule: messenger RNA, 543 nt
Organism: Rangifer tarandus platyrhynchus (Svalbard reindeer)
Lineage: Eukaryota; Metazoa; Chordata; Mammalia; Artiodactyla; Cervidae
Source: the annotation of a GenBank genome assembly